Chiloscyllium plagiosum (whitespotted bambooshark) is the source of this 816-nucleotide messenger RNA. NCBI's taxonomy places the organism in Eukaryota, Metazoa, Chordata, Chondrichthyes, Orectolobiformes, Hemiscylliidae. The record is from RefSeq and is a predicted model, not a curated record.
GCAGAGGAGAGCAUGCGCAGAGCAGGGGAGAGUGAGGCCAGUGCAGAGGAGAGUGCGCGCAGAGCAGAGGAGAGCGAGGCCAGUGCAGGGGAGAGCAAGGCCAGUGCAGGGGAGAGUGUGCCCAGAGCAGAGGAGAGCAUGUGCAGAGCAGGGGAGAGCAAGGCCAGUGCAGGAGAGAGUGUGCGCAGAGCAGAGGAGAGUGAGGCCAAUGCAGAGGAGAGUGUGUGCAGACCAGGGGAGAGCGAGGCCAGUGCAGGGGUGAGUGUACCCAGAGCUGGGGAGAGCAAGGCCAGUGCAGGGGAGAGCGUGCGCAGAGCACGGGAGAGCGAGGCCAGUGCAGGGGAGAGUGUGUGCAGAGCAGGGGAGAGCGAGGCCAGUGCAGAGGAGAGUGUGCCCAGAGCAGGGGAGAGUGAGGCCAAGGCAGGGGAGAGCGAGGCCAGUGCAGGGGAGAGCGAGGCCAGUGCAGGGGAGAGCAAGGCCAGUGCAAGGGAGAGUGUGCCCAGAGCAGGGGAGAGUGAGGCCAAAGCAGGGGAGAGCGAGGCCAGUGCAGGGGAGAGUGAGGCCAGAGCAGGGGAGAGCAAGCCCAGAGCGGGGGAAGCAUGUGCCCAGUGCAGGGGCGACUGAGCCCUCAUGUGGAAAACCCAGAAUGGGGUGACUGUAGGCCCAUGGCUUAAGAAUGGACUGUAAUGUUUUACUUCUAACUUUAUCCCUUUAUUUUUCCAUUUUUGUACCUUGGAAUUUGUGCCCAGGUACCUUUGUAUCUAGGAUGGCACCGGGAAUGUCGACAUUAUACACUUUUCACUGUACUCCUGUACC